AUGGGCAACUCCUCCAAGAAGGGAGGGGGAGAAGAAGAAGAAGAAGAGGAGGGGGCGAAGGAUGGCGAAGAGGCCGAAAUCACCGAGAAGAAGAAGGAAGAGGCGGUGGAGGUGGAGGCAGAGCUUCCGCUGGGGGUGGAGGAGUUGUUCGAGAGUGGGGAUCCCGUGCUGGACUUGAGCUACCGUAAAUUCAAGCGGUUGCCGUCGCGCGUCAGUGAACUGUUGCAUCUGGAGAAGCUGUACGUCUGUGGGAACAGACUGCGCACUCUACCGGACAGCAUCUCCCAGCUGCAUGGUCUGCGGGUCCUUGCCCUCGACUUCAACAAGAUGGAGGAUGUUCCCCCGGCCGUGUGCCAGCUCACUAACCUCACUCGCCUCUACCUGGGCAGCAACCGACUCAUGGCCCUCCCACCUGAGCUGAGAAACCUGCAAAGUCUGCGUUGCCUGUGGAUGGAGAGCAACUACUUCCACAGUUUUCCAUUGUUGCUCUACGACCUGCCCCACCUCAGGUCCCUUCAGAUUGGAAACAACCGGAUGAAGACGCUGCCUUCUGACCUCCCCCGUAUGGAGGCUUUGAGGGGAUUAUGGCUCUAUGGGAACCGCUUUGAUACCUUCCCCAAAGUCUUGCUGCGUAUGGACAAUUUAGAGAUUUUAGAUCUGGACCGCAACAAGAUCACCGAUUUUCCCAGCCUGAAGCGUCUCCACGCCCUGCGGCUCUUUUCCUACGACCACAACCCAGUGGACAGCCCUCCUAGAGUGGGCGAGGAGGUACUCGUGGUUGGGGAGGGCGCUCUGGAAUUCUUGGAGGAGCGCGAGGCCAAGAAUGAAAGACUACGACAGGCCGCAGAGCAAGAGGCCGAAGAGUUGGCUCUGGCAGGAGAGGAGCCGGUGAUUCAUGGCAUCCUGAAGAGCAGCAGCUCCGGCUCCAAACAAGCUGCGGGGACUGUGGAGGACGCAGACAUUAAAGACGAAGAGGCCCUGGCGCAUGAGGAGGAGGAUAUGGAGCCGCCCGUCACCGAGUACGACAGAGCUGAGCUUGAGUAUGACGAGGAGGGGGUCGAAUAUGAGACGGAGGAGCUGAUAUGUGAAGGAGAGGGGUUUGAGUAUGAAGGGGACGAGCUGGGGUACGACCGGGCUCAGAUGGACUAUGAGUAUGAGGAGCUGGAGGACUCAGGGAGACAAGACGAAGGGGCAUGAAAAAAAAAAAAGACUCAGAUGGUCAGCAGGCAGGCGGAGGUGGAUGACAGAAAAGAAAAUAGCUAUCACAAUAGCUGUCACAACAUAGCUGUGCUGCUAAUUGCUAACCUAGCGUUAACUGUGAAAAUGAAUGAGCAUGGAGGCAUUAUGUAACUAAACUGACGGCACCUGUGACAUCUCAAUCAGCUGCAAAUGACCAACUCAGAGCAGGACUCAGGUGGUGUGUGUGUGUGAAGUGUGUAUGGGUGUUUUACAUUAGGGUUGUUUUUGUGUACACCAUCUUCCCUUAUUAAAUAUUACCUGAA
Pseudoliparis swirei is the source of this 1502-nucleotide messenger RNA. Its product is annotated as leucine-rich repeat-containing protein 10B. The transcript has a single exon. Gene Ontology annotation, molecular function: protein binding. Bases 1 to 1197 code for a protein of 398 amino acids. The record is from RefSeq and is a predicted model, not a curated record. Lineage: Eukaryota; Metazoa; Chordata; Actinopteri; Perciformes; Liparidae.